Molecule: messenger RNA, 1125 nt
Organism: Staurois parvus
Lineage: Eukaryota; Metazoa; Chordata; Amphibia; Anura; Ranidae
Source: the annotation of a GenBank genome assembly
GUGCCUCUGCCCAGAGUCCUGCCCGAUGUGCCUCUGCCCAGGUGUCACCAGCAGAUUUACAACGAAAAUCUUCCCACAACCAGUGUCAUUAUCUGCUUUCACAAUGAAGCCUGGUCUACACUGCUGAGGACAGUACACAGUAUUCUCGACAACUCUCCCAGAAGGAUGUUGAAGGAAAUUAUCUUGGUAGAUGACCUCAGUUUUCAAGGUCACCUUAAGUCUGCUCUGAGUGAAUACAUUUCUCGAAUUGGUGGAGUGAAGCUCAUAAGAAGCAACAAAAGGCUUGGUGUUAUAGGAGGUCGUAUGCUUGGGGCAGCCAGAGCAACAGCGGAGGUUCUGGUUUUUAUGGAUCCGCAUUGUGAAUGCCACCCAGGCUGGCUAGAACCCCUGCUGAGCAGAAUAAUGAAUAACAGAAAUAGAAUAGUUUCACCCAUUCUAGAUGUCAUUGACCGGAAAACGUAUGACUAUUACCACUCACCUGACCUGAGACAAGGAGUGUUUGAUUGGAAACUUGAUUUUCACUGGGUUAAUCUGGCAGAGAGGGAAGAGAAGGUACGACAAUCUCCCAUCAUUCCAUUCAGAACUCCUGUAAUACCAGGAAGUGUAAUAGCUGUGGACCGUCACUACUUUCAGAAUAUUGGAGCCUUCGAUACAGGCAUGGAGAAUUCAGGAGUGGAAAAUACUGAGCUUUCUAUCCGGGUUUGGCUCUGUGGUGGCUUUGUUGAAAUCGUACCAUGUUCACGAGUUGGCCAUCUGUCUCAGAUUCACAGCACAGCUAAUAUAACUGAAGAUGAUGCAAUGCUAAGAAACAAAAUCCGAAUAGCGGAGGUAUGGAUGGAUCCAUACAAAGAUGUCUUCUAUCAGAGCAUUGGGAUGGAGGUCUUACAUAACCUGAGCAAGAAGACUGAUAUCACCGAACGUAAACAACUGCGAUUGAGACUUGGCUGCAAAGAGUUCCAGUGGUUUUUAGAAAACAUCUAUCCAGAAAUCAAUACCUCGGUCUCGGUGCAAGGAUCAUAUGGCCUGGUAAUACUUUAUUAUCUUUAUGCGUGUGUGUGUGUGUGCGUGUGGGGGGGGGGGGUACAUUUUCACACAUUGUUCACCAUAAAACACUUAAAUAAAUGA